Molecule: messenger RNA, 4049 nt
Organism: Pelodiscus sinensis (Chinese soft-shelled turtle)
Lineage: Eukaryota; Metazoa; Chordata; Testudines; Trionychidae
Source: RefSeq, a predicted model, not a curated record
GACCAGCCCUGACAAAUGACAAUGGCAUCGGGAACUGCAUUGAUUUAUGAUGAUGAAAUGACAAGUUACAAACUACUUUGGGAUGACCCCAUCUGUGAUAUUGAAGUGCCGGAAAGACUGUUAUCCUCCUAUGAUCAACUUAAACAUUAUGAUCUUGUGGACAGAUGUGUCCGUAUACCUGUCAGGGAAGGAACUGAGGAAGAGAUCAUGUUGGUUCACAGUUCCGAAUACUUGGAAGUUAUAAAGAGCACCCAGACAAUGAAUGAAGAAGAACUCCAAAGAGUCUCAAAACAUUAUGAUGCUGUUUACUUUCAUCCGAAUACUUACCGCUGUGCUAAACUAGCAGUAGGAGCAACUUUGCAACUGGUGGAUUCUGUGAUGUCCGGAAAAGUGCACAAUGGAAUGGCAUUAGUAAGGCCUCCAGGUCAUCACAGCCAGCGAAAUGCAGCCAAUGGAUUCUGUGUGUUCAAUAAUGUUGCUAUUGCAGCCCAGUAUGCAAAAAGAAGAUACGGUCUACAAAGAAUUCUCAUUGUUGACUGGGAUGUGCACCAUGGGCAAGGAAUUCAAUAUAUAUUUGAAAAGGAUCCCAGUGUUCUCUAUUUCUCCUGGCAUCGCUAUGAACAUCAGCAGUUUUGGCCCUUACUCAGAGAGUCUGAUUAUGAUGCAGUUGGUCAGGAAAAUGGAAAAGGAUUCAAUAUAAAUGUACCUUGGAAUAAGGUUGGAAUGGGAAAUUCAGAUUAUCUAGCUGCAUUUUUCCAUGUGUUGCUUCCAGUGGCUUUUGAGUUUGCUCCAGAACUUAUUCUGGUAUCUUCUGGAUAUGAUUCAGGAAUUGGUGACCCUGAGGGUCAGAUGACUGCUACUCCGGAGUGUUUUGCCCACCUUACACAUUUCCUAAUGCAGUUAGCUAACGGAAGGUUAUGUGCAGUUCUAGAGGGCGGAUACCAUUUGAAGUCAUUGUCCGAAUCAGUCUGCAUGACUGUAAAAACUUUGCUUAGAGACCCUCUCCCUCAGAUCUCUGGAGAAAUGGCACCAUGCUUAAGUGCUAUUGAGUCUAUACAAAAUGUGAGAGCUGCACAUAAACCAUACUGGAAAUGUUUGAUGUAUGAAGAAACAGCUCCUUUAAAAGAUCUCAGUACCAAAUCACAACAGGUGAUGGAGGCUCAGCUAACUCAAACUAGUACACAUCCCACAGCAGAGCAAGCAGUUGGGAACACUAAUCGUGAUGAAGCCAUCAAAACAGACAAGUUUUUGGAAUCACAUAUGAAAAGAAUUCUCUUUCCAGUGCCUCCUGUUAAAACAGCAGCAUCAAUUGUCUCUAAAGCUGAUGCACAUUUUCUACCAUUAUCUGUUCAAGUGGAGAUGGAAAUGAGUGCACAAGAACGGAAAACUCUUGUCAGUGGAUUUGAUGCAGAGCUUGUGAAGGAAGAGAAAGCUUUGCUCUCUCUUCAGAAUGUGGUGGCUGUCCUAGAUAAAAUACUAAAGAAGGAGGUGUGCAAUGGAAUUGUAGACGCAUCUGUGGCUUCUGUUUCUACUACCAUUGCACUAAAGCACUGCUUUGAUUUUGGAUUACAAAGAGUGCUCUGCAUAAUUGUUGGAGACAUGGAUCUUGAACUCAGCUUAGAUGAUGGAAAAAUUCUUUUCAUGAACAUUUGCCAGAAACAACAAACUGAAAAGACCAACUCCAAAUACCGUAUUUCUCUGAACUGGAAAGAGGAUACAGAAAGAAACAAUUUCUUUUAUGCUGUACUUGGAUUCAUUCUUCCUAUAGCAUAUAACUAUCAACCUGAUUUAAUGAUAAUAGUCAUUGGACCAAACAGGAGCCUUGGUGUAAAUGGGAUUUCUCUGCUUACUAGUUUACUGCAAGGAUUAGCUGAAUCCCGAAUUCUUGUGGUAAUUCAGGACAUAGAAAUAAAACUAGUACGAAGUGUGGCUACAACUUUGACUGGUGUUUCUAUACCUGACUUUGGAGUCUAUGCACCUGCUUCCCAAGAAAAUGUACUUGAAAUAAAACGAUUGAGACACCAAUUUAAACAGGAAUGGAAAAUGCUCCAGUGUUCAGUAAGAGACUAGAUUGUUGGAAACUGAAGUCACUUGACUAGCUCUAUCAUUUGACACAUUUCGUCAUAACAGAAAGAAAAAAAUUGUCACUUUUGGUUUUCUUUUAAAUCAGUAAACGAAGAGAUUAUCAUACUAUGGCCACAGCCAUUUACAAUUGUGUUAUGACUUUUUAUUAAAUAUUUUUGUUUAAAAAGGCCACAUUUUUAGCUGAGAGCUCUUGCUGUGAGUCUGCAAAUUGUGCAUGUAUGAAGUUAUUCAUGCAAAACCUGCAUUUACAUGUAACUCCCUAUCAAAUGAUUUUGCUGCUUUUAAAUGCAUGUUCUAUCCGGGAUAGCAUUUACCAUAUUAAUUCUCUUGCCAUACCCAGCAUCUUUCUAUAUGAAUUCCAAUGGUUGAAUGCUGUAAAUUUGUGGUAUCUAGCUCAUACUGAAAUAUUCAUAAUUUUAAAAGUAGUUUGUUAACAGGAACUUUGUUUUUCAUUCUUCACUCUCCCAAUUAAGAUUGGAAAUUAGUAGGGUCUGUAAAUGAUAAAAAAAGAAGUAAUUAAAAGAAUAAAUAUCAGUUUUAAAAAUAAAGCGCUUUACUAAGAACUAUUUUAAUCUUCCAAGCAAUGGAGAGAUUGUAUGUUUUCUACAUAUAGGAAUAUUAAUAUUUUAUCAUGAUUAAGCACAAUGAACAAGGUGAACAUUUGAAAAUGUAUAAAAAUAGCUACGUUUAUGUGGUGACAUAGCUCAGUUGUCAGCGUAAAACUAAUGCAUCUAACAAAAUGAGCUCAGGGUAUUAAUUCCAGAUCCCAAAAUAUAAAGCAGUGCCUUUUUUUACUUAUCUCUACGAAGUCUAUUCCUGUCACUUGGAUUGAAAUACAUGGUAGAUAUUUUAUAUGUGAACUUUCAUCCAUGUUUAACUUGCUCAAGUCAAAAAUAAGGUUAUCAAGAGCUGAGCCACAGAAGGAAGAGACUAGCCAGCUCUGAAAGCCUCAGCCCCAGCCAGACUCCCAGGGUUAGCGUGCUCCCUGCUAUGGAGAAGGGAGCCUUAGAGCCCGAGGCUCUAAUUGUGUUUUAUUGAAGUUUUGCCAAAUAUGCAACACAUUUAACAAAAUGGUUUGGUCUCGUGACUCAUCCUUUACUGAAAAUUUAUGAGUAGCCCUACUCAUAAGUUGCUUAGGCUUCUCUUUGAUUUAGCUGCUUUUGAAAAUUCUACCUAAAACAACUACUCAUAUGCUUAAAAUUAAGUAUAUAGAUUGCAAGAUUGGGGCCCAUGUGGGAACACAACAUGUAACAGUACUUACGUCAAAACAAUCUGAAUAUCACAACUUUAAAUUGUAGUAAUGUUCUAUUAAUAUGGGUCACCAUAUAACUAGUCCUAUUUUGGCUUCUGUAGCUCAUACUGAAUUUUGACUGGAGGUCAGAAGGAAGCAGUUUUCCAUACUGUGAGAGCUUUUGAGAUUUUGAAAACUUUUACUGUCCCAAAUUGGGAUGAAAAUUCAAAAUCUGAUUCUCAUGAACCAAAAAAUUCAUACCAGGUCAACUGAAACAUUUACUUUUUAUUUUGACUUUUUAAAACUAUACAGAAACUUAAAUUUCUAAACAAAAAGUUAUUUUAAUUGAAAAAUUAAAUAGUUUCAAAUUUCAAAACUAAUUUCAUUUUUUCCCCAAAAAUGGUAAAUUUGUCUAAACCAACCAUCUCCUUGCAAAAUGUUUUACAUGGUCAGCAUUUUCUGAUGGCAAAAACAUUUUGUUGAAGUUAUACUUCCAACCUGCCUUCAUUAAAUUGUAAUAUUCUGUAGUCAAUGCUAGAAUGACACAAAGAUUUUUGUAUUUUAAAUUAUUUUAAUUUGAGCUCUUUAUCAAACUAAAUGGAAUAUUUUCAAGUACGAUUUUUUCAGUAGGAUUACUUUGCAUAUAAAUUCAAAAGAUUGUUUUUAAAGGUUGAUAUGUAUUAGCCAACUAUUACAAUAAAAAUUGUUUAUUUCUGUACAUUAACUGUCUUCC